GCAGGGGAUGGUGAAUGAGAACAGUGAGGAAAGUCUUCAGCAGGAAGGUCCUGAGCAAGUGGUACCAUGUGGGAUGUUAUUGGGAAGAUCUGAGGGGCAUAUUUCCCAGAGUCCUGAGCAGCGAGAAACCUGUAAGAGUCAGCGCAAGCCAGAAAGGCAGCAGGGAAACCAUCCAGGGGAGGGACGGGGUAAAGCCUCUCACAGGAGCAGAGGGAUGAAAAGAAACAAAGAAACUGAUCAACAGAAAAUCCCCCAUCAAGAGGGACAUUCCACUUGCAGUGACUGCGGGAAAAGCUUCCAUCAGCACUCAAGUCUUAUUGAACAUCAGAGAACCCACACAGGAGAGAUGCUCUUCAACUGCUCUGACUGUGGGAAAAGCUUCAGUCGGAGCUCAUACCUUAUUAAACAUCAGAGACGACAUACAAGAGAGAAACCCUAUAUCUGCCCUGACUGUGGGAAAAGCUUCAGUCAGAGCUCAGACCUUGUUAGACAUAGGAGAAUCCACACAGGAGAGAAACCCUAUAACUGCCCUGACUGCAGGAAAAGCUUCAGUCAGAUCUCAGACCUUGGUAGACAUAGGAGAAUCCACACAGGUGAGAACCCCUUCAACUGCUCUGACUGUGGGAAAAGCUUCAGUCGGCGCUCAAAUCUUAACAGUCAUCGUACAAUCCACACAGGAAAGAAACCGUAUAACUGCUCUGACUGCAGGAAAAGGUUCACUCGGCACUCAUACCUUGUUAAACAUCAGAUAAUACAUACAAGAGAGACACCCUAUAACUGCUCUGACUGCGGGAAAAGGUUCAGUCGAAACUCAUACCUUAUUAAACAUCAGAUACUACAUACAAGAGAGACACCCUAUAACCUAAGUUCCCUCUAAGCUGCAGGGCUGCGCAGCAGGCUAUCAAGGGCUGCCCAGGUGGGGAGAGGCCCCUCUCCCCCGGCCCCAACCCCAGGAGCUAUCGUGGAUGGUUGAGAGGUGCCUCUCCCUCCACCCCAGAGCGAUCGCGGAUGGGGAGAGACGGAGAGGCACUCUCCCCUGGACCCAGGCUGGUGCGGCAAGAGAGGGCUGGGGGAGUCCUUUUUCCUUGGGGCAGCCUGCAUGCCAAACCCCUCAUCUCUGGCCCCACACCAAAGCCUGCACCCCAGCCAGAGCCCUCACCCCCUACACCCCAACCCUCUGCCCUAGCCUUGAGCCCCCUCCUGCAUCCCAAACCCCUUAUCCACAGCCCCACCCUAAAGCCCGCAUCUCCAGCCAGACCCCUCACUCCCAUGCACCACAACUCUCUGCCGUAGCCCUGAGCCCCACCCCACACACACACACACACUCUCUGAACCGCUCGGACCCCACCCCCACCACACAUCACCUCCAUAUUGGUGCAUAUAACAAAAUUCAUUCCCCACAUGGAUGUAAAAUAUUAGAAGGAACAUUGCCAAUAGCUGCUCUGACUGCGGAACAAAGUUUAAUCAGAGUUGAUACCUUAUUGAACAUCAGAGAUCGCACACAGGCGAGAAGCCCUUUAACUGCCUUGACUGUGGGAAAAGGUUCAGUCAGCGCUCAAAUCUUAACAGAUAUCAUAUAAUCCAACCAGGAGAAAAACCCUUCAACUGCUCUGACUGCGAGAGAAGCUUCAGUGAAUGCUCACACCUCAAUUCACACCAGAGACUUCACGUAGGACAGAAAUCCUAUAACUGCUCUGACAGCAGGAAAAGGUUCAGUUGGAGCUCAUACUUUAUAAAACAUCAGAUACUACAUACAAGAGCGAGAUUCUAUAACUGCCCUGACUGCAGGAAAAGCUUCAGUCAGAGCUCAGACCUUGUUAGACAUAGGAGAAUCCACACAAGAGAGAAACACUUCUACUGCUCUGACUGUGGUUGUCAAUGUGAUGUCCCAACUUGGCUCUGGGCACUGAGCCAGGACAAUGGUUUAUUUGUGACUUUCUUGCUUUGAACCAGGAAGAAUUGGUAGUUCAUGUACCCCAACUUUUGUAUGCAUUAUUCUAACCAUUUUCAGCUAGAGAUGUCUGAAUUUCAAGCUAUAGUAAUCAUAUGACUGUGAAUUUCAUUUAAGAAUCAGGCUUAGCCUAAGAAUAUUAAUGAUUUUGCUAGAUUUUGUUAAGUUGACACUGAUUUAAAUUCCAUUGUCCCAUCCACUCUA
This is a messenger RNA of Malaclemys terrapin pileata, 2155 nucleotides long. Its product is annotated as gastrula zinc finger protein XlCGF7.1-like. Bases 8 to 877 code for a protein of 289 amino acids. The record is from RefSeq and is a predicted model, not a curated record. Gene Ontology annotation, biological process: regulation of transcription by RNA polymerase II. Gene Ontology annotation, molecular function: RNA polymerase II cis-regulatory region sequence-specific DNA binding; DNA-binding transcription activator activity, RNA polymerase II-specific. Gene Ontology annotation, cellular component: nucleus. Lineage: Eukaryota; Metazoa; Chordata; Testudines; Emydidae. The transcript has a single exon.